Anopheles stephensi (Asian malaria mosquito) is the source of this 1938-nucleotide messenger RNA. Its product is annotated as protein artichoke-like. Bases 390 to 1643 code for a protein of 417 amino acids. Lineage: Eukaryota; Metazoa; Arthropoda; Insecta; Diptera; Culicidae. The record is from RefSeq and is a predicted model, not a curated record. Gene Ontology annotation, molecular function: protein binding. The transcript is spliced from 2 exons.
CUUACGGACAUGAACUGCGACAGGGCAAAUUUGACUUGCUUUGCGAACGAAGCGAAACACUGUGACACUGUGAAGUCCAGGUGAUGAAUUUUAUAAAAUUUUAGAACAUUUAUCAAAUACUGCUGACGUUUGAAGUAAGAUAUUUUUGGGGGUUUUUUGAGGCUUCUUUCAAACCCCAGGCAAACACGAUUCGAAAUGCGAAAGGGGUGUACUAAUGGAGCAACUCGCUGUGCAGCUGCGCUAACACCGGCUAAUAUAUUUUUAAUGUGUUUUGGGGCUAGGGUUUUAGAUGCGCCAUCAACGACGUACAGUAUUGCAUGGAGGUUCACUAGGAGAAGUGUGACUGAUUAAUCAUUUUGUUUGUGGUAGUAGUGAGAGCCUAGUACAGAAUGCGCUCGAUGCUUUAUGUGAUACUACUUCUUCAAACAUGUCCAUCCACUGUUGCCGUCGUCCAUCUUGAUUGCAUGAAGAGCUCAUGUACCAUCACGGACUGGAAUCCCCAGCUGGACGGCCCCUUAGCGGUGGAUCAGGCUAUGGAUGAUGCGAUGUACUUGAUUUUUCAAAAUUUGACUCAAUCCACUAUAAUCUUUAACCGGAUAGACCAAUUAAACGAGAGACGCGAGUUCAACAUAUACAUUGAAAAAUCGCCCGCCGUACAGAGUGUGACUGUUUCUUCGCGCGCCAGAAUCGCUAGCCUGUAUCUAACCGAAACGAAUCUUCGGCAGGUAGAAAUUGAAAAGCUUAAUACCAACCUAAGGUACUUCACGAUAGCCGAGAACCGAGAGCUUCAAGCCAUUCCGGAUAGUGUAGCACACUUGUCUAUGGUGAAGGUUCUCGACAUAAUUAAAUCGCGCAUAACGUCCGUCAACUACACGCUGUUCUGCAAACUGCAACGUCUGGAACAUCUUAACCUUUGCCAGAACGAGAUAGUGUCGUUGGAAGAGUACGAUAUGGAGAGUGAUGAUUUCCCGUGCCUAAAAUACAUGGAUCUAUCCAACAACCUUCUGCAGACAGUGAGCAUGCACUACUUCAGCAGCAUGCCGGUUCUCGAGACGUUGGAUCUUUCGCGCAACGUUCUCACCUCCCUGGAAGGUUCUUGCCGGUCGGCUAGCUUAAGAAACCUUAAUCUAUCACACAACCGUAUCGCUAGCUUUAGCUGCUGCGAUUGGAACCUACCCAGAUUGGCCCAUUUCAAUGUCGUCAGCAACACUUUGGAGCGAUUGCCAUCGUGCAUGGAGCAGGCGAUGCCUAGCGUAAGUUUCCUGGAGCUUUCAGGGAAUGUGCUAUCGGACGGUGAGCACUUCUGGGAGCGGUUAGCCGAGCUGAAGCAAUUGCAAAUGUUGGACGCCAGUCACAAUCGUCUGACGAGCCUGGUGUGGUCCAGUACGGUUCUUAGCUUGCGAUACGUAAUCGUACGAAACAAUCGCAUCAAGGAGCUAAGCGUACCGUUUGCCAGGGAAGGUUUCAACAUCGACGCGGACUGUAAUUUGAUUGAGCGGCGCGAUGCGAUUAGUGUGUCGCGGAACGUUACCUACCUGCAGAUGCAGUGCAAUCCGAUCGAUUGCAGCUGGAACAGGGAGUUGGUGAGAAGAGAGGAGGUGCACUGUGUAGAGAACCUGGUACCGUGCAAUAACUGUCUUUGAAGGAGAGCUUUCCGGGGUGCAACAACAACAAAAAAGUGAGGUUAGAAUUGUUGGAGGUUAGGAAUAAGGGAAGCAAAAUUACAUACCCGUCGGACGUUUUGUCCUGGAUUCUAAAAAUACUUACCCAGAAACACCUAUUAAUAGCCGUACUCAAUUGGAAGAUCUUUUUCCUGCUUUCCGCCACUCUGGUACUCCCCUGGAGGAUAAAGCGCAACCACAACAAAAAAAUCAAAAUAAAAAAGCAGUCGCAUUUGUUGUUCCGAGAAUUUCUACCAAACAGUUCACCGAACCAUUA